Messenger RNA from Brassica napus (rape), 1782 nucleotides. Its product is annotated as probable pectate lyase 19. Bases 154 to 1581 code for a protein of 475 amino acids. The transcript has 4 exons. Lineage: Eukaryota; Viridiplantae; Streptophyta; Magnoliopsida; Brassicales; Brassicaceae. The record is from RefSeq and is a predicted model, not a curated record. Gene Ontology annotation, molecular function: pectate lyase activity.
UAGAUAAAUUAAACAGAAAACGAUCAAUGUUUUAAAGCUUAAUAAUUCCCCAUUUUAAUCUUAAUCCCUUAAGAAAACAGGGGAAAACUUAUAUCUAAAAAUAAAACUGUUUCUUUCUUAGAGAAAAAAGAGACCAAACAAAUAUUUUUAAAGAUGGUUAUGGCUAGCCUGUUAAAGUUGAUGUUAGUGUUUUGUAUUGCUGGUCUGAUUCCGACCAUACAAGCCGACAUGUCUGAGUUGGACGAAUAUUGGUCCCAAAGAGCCGACGAGGCCCGAGAGUUUACUCUUCAAGCUUAUCAUUCUGAUCCUUAUGAAAUCAUCGAUCACUUUCACGAAAGUCAUUACGACAACUCUACUGAUAUUACACCGACCGAGGAAGCUAGCAACGCUAAGCCUGAAGAGGUGGAAAAUGAAGUCAUUGAAAUGGUCGGAUCCGGAGAUAACUCGACGAACAGCACGAGACGAAGCUUAAGAGGCAAAGGCAAAGGAAAAUGGAGUAAGCUCAAGGGACCGUGUACCGCAAGUAACCCUAUAGAUAAAUGUUGGCGUUGCCGUAAGAACUGGGCUAAGCGUCGCAAGAAGCUUGUCAAAUGUGUACGUGGGUUCGGACACAUGACGGUCGGUGGAAAACAUGGACGCAUCUACGUGGUCACAAGCAACCUCGACGAGGACGUGGUGAACCCUGAACCCGGGACGUUGCGUCACGCCGUGAUUCAGGAGGAGCCUCUCUGGAUCAUUUUCAAGAACGAUAUGAGCAUUCGUUUAAACCAAGAGCUUAUGAUUAAUAGCUUCAAGACCAUCGAUGCGCGAGGAGCUAAUGUCCAUAUCGCGCAUGGCGCGGGGGUCACGAUGCAGUUUGUUAGACAUGUUAUUAUCCAUGGGUUGCAUAUUCACCACAUAUCUGAGAGUAGCGGUGGUAUGAUCCGUGACUCGGCGGACCAUUUCGGAAUGAGGACUAGAGCCGAUGGGGACGGUUUGUCUAUAUACGGUUCGUCUAACAUUUGGCUUGACCAUGUCUCCAUGUCGCAAUGUCAAGAUGGACUCAUUGAUGCCAUUGUUGGAUCCACUGCCAUUACAAUCUCCAACUCUCACUUCACUCACCACAACGACGUGAUGUUGCUUGGUGCUCAAAACACUUAUGACUUAGACAAAAAGAUGCAAGUCACAGUGGCUUAUAACCAUUUUGGUAAAGGACUUGUGCAGAGGAUGCCAAGGAUCAGGUGGGGAUUUGUUCAUGUUGUGAACAAUGACUACACUCAUUGGGAGCUGUACGCUAUCGGAGGCAGUCAAAGUCCGACAAUUCUCAGCCAAGGAAACCGAUUCAUUGCUCCUCCACACUUACCUCAUUACAGAGAGGUGACAAAGAGAGACUAUGCACCGGAAGAAGAGUGGAAACACUGGAACUGGAGAUCUGAAAAAGAUAUAUUCAUGAACGGAGCUUAUUUUAGACAAUCUGGAAAUCCUAAUUACGAAACUGAUCACACCAGACGAAACAUGAUUAAACCGAAAAAUGGAUACGCUGUUUCAAAGCUGACCAAAUACGCAGGAGCACUUGAUUGCAGAGUCGGAAGACGCUGUUAGACCAUUUCCUUUUUGAUUACUUGUCUGAAUUAAAGACAACAAACGUUUUUGAUUUUUUUUUGCUUCUAUCUAGUUCAGGAAAUAAUGAAUUAAGGGGUGAAAAUGAAAAACGUUAUAACUUGUAAAUGUAUUUUGUAUUUUUCUGUAUAAGAACAAAAAAAGAGAUGUAAAAAAAGUAAGUAAAUAUAGCUAAUUCUUGUA